AUGUUUCGGGCUACUCAAAAAUUCACUCCAUCAUAUUUACCUCUGUACAGAUUGCAUUCUCCCUCAACUGCAUAUUACUCAACUAUCAAACCUAAUUUAAAACUUUUACAACAAUUACGACAAGAAACUCAAGUCAAUAUUUCAAAAGCAAAAGAAGCGUUACUAAAGCAUAAUAAUGAUUAUGAUACAGCAUUAUCAUGGAUUUUAGAAGACGCUAAAACCAGUGGAUUUGCCAAAGCUGAAAAACUUAAAGGAAGGAUAGCUAAAGAGGGAUUGGUUGGAGUUGCAUUGACAAAGGGGUUCGAAGGGAGGACUGAAGCUAAAGGAACUGGCAUGGGAGAUACGAGAGGCGCAAUCGUUGAGGUAAAUUGCGAAACUGACUUCGUUUCACGCAACACCCUUUUCCAACAAUUCGUAACUCAAGUCGCAUCCACAUCUCUUUUACUAUCUUCAGAUGCUACAUCUAUUUCUUCAUCUUCUUCCAACAAUUCUUCAUUUAUUCACUCAAUACCACUCCCACUUCUUCAGUCUUCACCUUUGUAUCCUCAUCCAUCAUUAAUUACAUCUUCCUCUACCAAUCUUCCUUUGGCUACUGUUCAAGAAUCUAUGAUGGAACUUGUUGGUAAAUUAGGUGAAAAUAUUAGUUUACGUAGAGCUGAUGCUGUUGUACUUCCCGAUAUGAAUGAAAAUUCAAAUGUAAUAAACGACAAAGAUUUUAUAUUGACAGGUGGAUAUGUUCAUGGUGGUGAUUUAUUUACCGGCAAAAUUGGAGGGUUAGUUGUUGUGAAAUUAUCGAGUAAAACCACAAAACAAGGUUCCUCUUUUACGCAUCCUUCUGAGCAAAUAAAUAAAUUAUUAAGAAAUUUAGCUAGACAAAUUGUUGGAUUUAAUCCCCAAUAUAUUAGCGAAAAUAAUGUGGAAGCGAUUCAAUAUGGUAUUAGCAAGGAUGAUUAUAUAAAAGAAAAUGUUUUAUUAAGUCAAGAUUUUAUUAUUGGAGGUGGUAGUGUAAGGGAUGUUUUAGAAAAAGCCGAGAAGGAGUUUGGAAACACAGUUGAAAUAAUUGAUUUUAGAAGAUGGGAAUAUGGAGAGGGAAUUAAGAAAUCAGCUUUUAAGAUAUAA
Messenger RNA from Funneliformis geosporum, 1119 nucleotides. NCBI's taxonomy places the organism in Eukaryota, Fungi, Glomeromycota, Glomeromycetes, Glomerales, Glomeraceae. The record is from the annotation of a GenBank genome assembly.